Messenger RNA from Lodderomyces theae, 1785 nucleotides. It is a transcript of the gene TUP1, whose product is annotated as chromatin-silencing transcriptional regulator. The transcript has a single exon. Bases 1 to 1785 code for a protein of 594 amino acids. Gene Ontology annotation, molecular function: protein binding. Lineage: Eukaryota; Fungi; Ascomycota; Pichiomycetes; Serinales; Debaryomycetaceae. The record is from RefSeq and is a predicted model, not a curated record.
AUGUCAGUAUAUAAUCAAAGGAACCAUCAAACUCGUCUCAAUGAGUUGUUGGAUGCUAUCAAGUCUGAGUUUGACUAUGCAUUGAAUGAAGCCACCAGUUUCAAGAAAAUUGAAGAUGAGUACCAUUUAAAGUAUUCUCAACAAAACACCGAAUUGCAACAGAUUAGACAGACUGUUUAUGAAUUGGAAAUGGCCCACAGAAAAAUCAAAGAGGCUUACGAAGAAGAGAUUUUGAGGUUAAAGACUGAAUUGGAAAACAGGGAUAGACAGAUGAAGAACGGAUACCAACAGCAACCACCACCACCACAACAACAACAACCACAACAGCAACAGCAACAGGUGCCAUCGCAACCACAACAAGUGCAACAGCCACCUCAACCUCAACCUGUCCAACAACAUCAGCCACCUCCAAUUCAACAACAGCAGCCACCUGCUUCUGUUCCUAUACCACAACAACAGCAACAGCAACAGCAACAGCAACAACCAGGUCAGCAAGUACCACCACCACCAACUGGUGCUGCUGCUGCUACACAAUCACAACAAACCAUCCCAACACAAGCGUCACCCCUUGCUGCUCCCGUGGCAGCAACAGGUGGUACAUCAGCAGUACCUGCUUCUUCCACCGGUAAUGCAUUAACCAUCAUUGACAAGUCUCAGUACAUUGUCAACCCUGCUCAAAAAGCAGCCCAUGUCAAGGAAAUACCUCCAUUCUUGCAGGAUUUGGAUGUAUCCAAAGCCAACCCUGAUUUCAAGAAGCAAAAUCUCGACUACUAUGUGUUGUAUAAUCCAGCUUUUGCCCGUGAUUUAGAUGUGGAUUUGAUCCAUUCUUUAGACCACUCAUCGGUUGUUUGUUGUGUUCGUUUUUCCAAAGAUGGUAAAUUUAUAGCCACUGGAUGCAACAAGACGACACAAGUUUUCAAUGUUGAAACUGGUGAAUUGGUUGCCAAGUUGAUUGAUGACUCAUCUAAUUCAGAAACUAAAGAAGAUGAUACACCUUCAUCCAAUGGAGAUUUGUACAUUAGAUCGGUUUGUUUUUCACCCGAUGGUAAAUUAUUGGCUACUGGUGCUGAAGAUCGUUUGAUUAGGAUCUGGGAUUUAACAACAAAGAGAAUCAUUAAAGUCUUGAGAGGUCAUGAACAGGAUAUUUAUUCAUUGGAUUUCUUCCCCGAUGGAGAACGUUUGGUUUCAGGAUCCGGUGACAGAUCAGUUCGUAUUUGGAGUUGGAGAUCCUCCCAAUGUUCAUUAACAUUGAGCAUUGAAGAUGGCGUCACCACAGUUGCCGUUUCUCCCGAUGGGAAGUUGAUUGCUGCUGGUUCUUUGGACCGUACUGUUCGUGUGUGGGACUCAACCACUGGGUUCCUUGUUGAAAGAUUAGAUUCUGGAAAUGACAAUGGCAAUGGACACGAAGAUUCAGUUUACUCAGUUGCAUUUUCAAACACUGGCCAUCAAAUUGCUUCCGGUUCGUUGGAUAGAACUGUUAAAUUGUGGAAUUUGGAUGGAAAACUGGAUAAAAACUCCAGUUGUGAAGCAACUUAUAUCGGACACAAGGAUUUUGUCUUGUCGGUUUGCUGUACUCCUAAUAAUGAGUAUAUACUUUCGGGUUCGAAGGACCGUGGUGUCAUAUUCUGGGACCAAGCCUCGGCUAAUCCGUUGUUGAUGUUGCAAGGACAUAGGAACUCUGUUAUUUCAGUUGCUGUUUCUUCGAAUUUGCUGGCAACUGAAGGAAUCUUUGCCACUGGGUCUGGUGAUUGCAAAGCUAGAAUUUGGAAGUGGACAAGAAAGUAA